This is a messenger RNA of Salarias fasciatus (jewelled blenny), 2848 nucleotides long. RefSeq names its product Fc receptor-like protein 5. Gene Ontology annotation, biological process: immune response; cell surface receptor signaling pathway. The transcript is spliced from 13 exons. Gene Ontology annotation, cellular component: external side of plasma membrane. Lineage: Eukaryota; Metazoa; Chordata; Actinopteri; Blenniiformes; Blenniidae. The record is from RefSeq and is a predicted model, not a curated record. Bases 507 to 2276 code for a protein of 589 amino acids. Gene Ontology annotation, molecular function: transmembrane signaling receptor activity.
UAUGAGGACUCCAGCGCUGCCUGUGAGCUUUGUUUUCUAUUUGUUUCCAGGUGCUGUGCUGAAGAUUGACCCUGGCUGGUCGACUCUUUUCAUUGGAGAGGUUGUUACUCUGACAUGUGACGUUGAAGGAGCAGAGGCAGGCUGGGAAUACAGUUUCAACAGAGAUCAACAACAAUAUCUUCAUUACCAAACAGCCAAUUACUACAAAUUCAACAUAAAUUAAAUUAUUCUCCAAUUAUGGUCGUCACAAGGUUUCAUGUCAAACAGAGAAAAGUCAAACUGUCUCUUUUACUGCAGCAGUCACCAACAAGCCUGUCAUAACACGACAACCCAGCUGGUCUCAGAUAUUCCAGGGUGAGAAGAUCACUCUGACAUGUGAGGUUGAGGGAGGAGAGAAGACUGACUGGAGGUAUUACUGGUGGAGAAAUUCAGGAUCACACCCAGAGCAGAAUGAAAAUUUGUUACAAUUCACUGCUUCUGAGUCCCUCAAUGGAGAGUAUGGAUGUAUGGCCAGACGCAGAGAUGACUCUUAUCCUUCAACUACAUGGAGUGAAGCCUUCACAGUGUCAGUGUUACCUCAACCAAAAGCUCAACUGGGAACCAAUAAAUUCAACAUGUCUGAAGGCAGCAGAGUGACGCUGACCUGCUCAGUGAAUCAACCAGCUGGAUGGAAAUACUUCUGGUACAGAGACUCCAAAACCUCCCUCCUGAACACACAUGAUACUGAUGAGUUUCAGAGUCAGUCUGAAGUCUCACAGGAAGGACGUUACUGGUGCAGAGGAGGAAGAGGAGGAAGAGGAGGAAGAGGAGGAAGAGGAGAUCCACUUUACGACACAGAGUACAGUGAUCCCAUCAGUGUCACUAAAAUAAUCCCAAACAAGGCAACCCUGACUCUGCAACACGACAGACCACAGCUCUACCAAGGAGAGACCAUCGCUCUCAGAUGUGCCAUCGAUGGAGGAAACACAGGAUGGGAGUAUGAGUGGGAAAGCAGCAGUUUACUCAAACCACCAAAUGUCAGCCAAUACAGGAUGGAGGCUCUUUCUUCACAGCACCAGGGAGAAUACAGAUGUAAAGGAAACAAGCUGAGAGGAGCACAGUCAACAGAUUGGAGCAACACCGUCACACUGACUGUAUUAAGCAGACUGAAGCUUGUCCUCUCUGUGUCUCCAUCAUGGUUGAUUCCUGGAGCUUCAGUCACUCUGAUCUGUCACACUGAGCCUCCGUCAGCAGGGUGGAGCUUCUACUGGUUCAAAGCUGUUCCAAACUCUCAGGAUUCCUACACCUAUGAGCCUCUACCUGGUACCAGCAGUGGGACAGCAAACAAUUCCUUCACAGUUCAUGGACAGACACACACAGCAGGAUAUGCAUGUUCAGCUGGACGAGGGGAUCCGCUGAUUUACACACAACACAGUCGUCCCACAUUUGUCUGGUCUUCAGGUGUUCAUCCAUCAGCGUCUCUCACAGUGAAUCCUGACAGAGUCCAACACUUCACCUCUGAAUCUCUCUCACUGACAUGUGAAGGAAGCUCUUCCCAGUGGAGGCUGAUCCGCUUUCUGACUGACGACUCGCUGUUGAGCUUUCUUCCUCCAGCUACAAUCAAUGGAUCAACAUAUAUUAAGAAUGAGGCUCCAAGAAAAGCUGUGUACUGGUGUGAGUCUGGAACAGAGUUCAGCAAUGCAGUCAAUAUCUCCACACACUCUGAUGGCGUUAUCCUGGUGAGCCCUGUGUAUCCUGUACCUGUGGGAGAGUCUGUAACUCUCCUCUGUGUCAUGAAGACUGGAAAUAUUUCCUCUGAUGUGUUUUUCUACAAAAAUAACAAACUCAUUGGAAAUGAGAGACGAGGAGAGAUGAAGAUCUCUGCAGUGUCAGAAUCAGAUGAAGGUUUCUACAAGUGUCAGUACAAUGGAAGAGAAUCAGCACAAAGCUGGAUGGCUGUGAAAGUGUCCAGAUCUGAGAGCUCUUCAUUCCAUGUCUGGUUGAUCUUCGGGCUGGUUUGUGGAGUUUUGGUUAUUUUCAUCCUCUGCCUGCUGUGCUGCUACAAAUGCAAAAAGAGGUCAUGCUGCAGCAGACGUAUUGAGUCUUUGUAUGUCAAUCAAAGCUCUGCGACAAACCAGCCAGUGACCCAGAGUGAAAGUCAACUUUACUCCUCUCUCCUGCACGGUGAUGUUUCUCUUUAUGAAUCCCUCAGACGCCCUGGAAACCCUGCAAACGGUGAACCUGCUCAGGAUUACAUCAAUGUCACAUCCCACCAGCUUGAUGAUCUUCAUGAAUGAUGACGGAGGAAGGAAAAGCCAUAAAUCAGUGUCAGUGAUGCCAGUGGAGCCUCAUCUUCAGGACUGGAAACCACAGCAGAGUCCGAGAAUCAACAGGUUCUGAUUAAAACAUGAAAAGCGACUGAAACCAGAUCAAGCCUGGUGGUUGAAACAAGGAGCUGCUCCUCAUGACAGAAUACACACUGUGUGUAGGACGGUGUGUGGAGGAAGAGGCUUCAUUCCACAUAUUGUCUACAGUGAAAAUGUCUGGUUGAUUGAUGGAUUCAGUCGUUUCUUUCACACUGUUUCACAUCAAUUAUCACAUCACUUUGUUGUGAUUAUCAGAGGGUUUUAAUUUGAAAUCUCCACAGGCCUUCUUUAUACGUAGUCUCCAACUGUUGUUCUGCUGAUUAUUAUUGUUUUAUCAUUUCUGUUUUGUCACUUUUUCAUUUUGGAACAAUUUCAGUUUUUUAAAACUUUUUUGUUGUCUUUUAUACUUGAAUAGAUACGGCUCAUGAUCAGCCUGAUUCCAGCACAAGCACUGUCUAAAAUACAAUGACGCUGCAAUGUAAAUAAUGUUCUUUUACUUCAAU